CCAGGACUAGUAAACCUGCAUAGUAUAGAGAAUAAAAUAAAGAAAAAGCCAAUCAUAAUUGGGUAAAAAAGAAAAGAAAAACCCAUCAUCUUCGAGACAAGAAUUACUUGAACUUUGAAGAAAAAAUUAAAAAAAAAAAGAUCUAUUGAUGAAAGGGAAGUGGAAGAGUUCAAACAGAAAGCUAGGGUUGCCAAUUGCCCUUCUCUUGUGCUCACUCGCAUUCCUCUCCGGCUUGUUUGUUCCCACCUUUUUCUUUCAGGAUGCUCCGAUCAUUAGACCCAAGCCGAGAAUGCUGGAGGUGGUGCAUGAGAAGGAGUAUCGUGAUCCGAUGCCAAAUGGAGUAACUGGGGAAAGUUCGAUUGAAUCUAUUCCCUUUCAGGUUUUAAGUUGGAAGCCACGAGCGUACUAUUUUCCCAACUUUGCAACUUUGGAACAAUGUGAACGUGUGAUUGAAAUGGCAAAGGUGAACCUUAAACCAUCUGGUUUGGCUUUGCGCAAGGGAGAAACUGAAGAAAACACAAAAGGAACUAGAACAAGUUCGGGAACUUUUCUCAGUGCAUCAGAUGAUGAAACUGGGACCUUGGACUUAAUUGAGAAAAAAAUUGCAAAGGUUACGAGCAUCCCACAGAACCAUGGAGAGGCAUUUAAUAUUUUGAGGUAUGAGAUUGGGCAGAAGUAUGAUUCUCAUUAUGAUUCGUUCAAUCCAUCUGAAUAUGGUCUGCAGUCAAGCCAAAGAGUUGCAUCGUUCUUGUUGUAUUUAUCUGAUGUAGAAGAAGGUGGAGAAACAAUGUUCCCUUUUGAGAAUGACAGGAGAAUCAAAGGUUACGACUACAGACAGUGUGUCGGCCUAAAAAUAAAGCCACGAAGAGGGGAUGGACUUUUAUUCUAUUCACUCUUUGUGAAUGGCACGAUAGAUCCGACAUCUCUUCAUGGAAGCUGUCCAGUGAUCAAAGGGGAGAAAUGGGUUGCUACAAAGUGGAUUAGAGACCGAGACCAAUAUGACUAGUCGAUGCAGUUGUAAGAAUAUACAGAUUAAGAGUGUUUUGUGCUAAUUAUCAUGUAAACUUUUGUUUUGGCAAGGACAAUUCUUUAUGAAUUCACGACCAUUUUC
Messenger RNA from Hibiscus syriacus, 1111 nucleotides. RefSeq names its product probable prolyl 4-hydroxylase 9. The transcript has 8 exons. The coding region runs from base 149 to 1006 and encodes 285 amino acids. Gene Ontology annotation, molecular function: L-ascorbic acid binding; iron ion binding; procollagen-proline 4-dioxygenase activity. Gene Ontology annotation, biological process: peptidyl-proline hydroxylation to 4-hydroxy-L-proline. Gene Ontology annotation, cellular component: endoplasmic reticulum. NCBI's taxonomy places the organism in Eukaryota, Viridiplantae, Streptophyta, Magnoliopsida, Malvales, Malvaceae. The record is from RefSeq and is a predicted model, not a curated record.